Molecule: messenger RNA, 792 nt
Organism: Bemisia tabaci
Lineage: Eukaryota; Metazoa; Arthropoda; Insecta; Hemiptera; Aleyrodidae
Source: RefSeq, a predicted model, not a curated record
UGGCAUGUCCGGCGAUCCUAGCCCGAGAUUCGUGGUACGCGAGCCCUCCGACGGGCCCGAUCGACAAAUACGACCCCGAGCAACCUCCAUCCAUGGUCAUCAUCCACCACUCCCGACUUCCACCUUGCAGCACCACCGAAAGUUGUAUCGUACGAAUGCUAGAAUUGCAGAGGCUACACCAGAGAGAUCGCCACUGGUUCGACAUCGGUUUCAAUUUUGCGAUAGGUGGCGAUGGAUCUGUUUAUGAGGGACGAGGAUGGAAUCAAAAACCAGCGGCUGUUAAAAAUUACAAUAACAAAAGCAUCAACAUAGCAUUUCUCGGCGAUUUUAGCUCGAGCGUUCCCUCGGCGGAGAUGCUGAAAACGGCGCGGGACCUAAUCGACUGCGGCGUGCGGACCGGGAAAAUCUCGCGGGACUACAAGCUCGUGGGCUACUCGGAGCAAGACGUGAGCUCGAGCGUGAGCGGGCCGAGCAGCUCGACGUCAUCGCCGACGUCAGACUCGUCCGACUCCUCGUCAUCGCCGUCGUCAUUCCCGUCCUCCCUGUUCAGCCACCUCCAGAGCUGGCCGCACUGGUCCCCGAUGAACCUCACCGACCAGGCCGAGCCGCCCACCGAGCUCAAACUCGCCCUCCUCGUCGAAUAGGCCCACGCUCCACCCACCCCAGAUGAAAGCGCCCCGACCCAACGUCACACGAACGUGUUCAUGCUGAAAGGAACUAUGUCCGUAGAGUUUGCCUGAAAUAGUAGAAAAACAAGGGGGAAAAUCGGAAACAAGGCUAAAAUACACACAA